Molecule: messenger RNA, 1640 nt
Organism: Scheffersomyces amazonensis
Lineage: Eukaryota; Fungi; Ascomycota; Pichiomycetes; Serinales; Debaryomycetaceae
Exons: 1
Coding region: 68-1564 (498 amino acids)
Source: RefSeq, a predicted model, not a curated record
UGAUUUAAUCCCAAUAGAAUUUUUUUUACAUAUCCCAAAGGCACAAGAGAACUAAAAUAUAUUAAAUAUGAGUGAAAAUAAUGAUGAGCUACUAGCAGAAGCUAUAGAGUUCGAGUAUGAUGACACCAACCAACUACGAACCACGGGAUCUUCAUUUAAUUUACAAAAUUCUAAUCAUAAAGAAAGUAUGAUCAAACCUAUAUUGAGGAAUAAUGUCAAGUAUAAAUCGAAUAUUGAACAUUUAAUAUGUCCUAUUUGUCAAGAACCAUUUAUAGAGCCAUUAACUACAAUAUGUGGACAUACAUUCUGUAAAGAAUGUAUUUUUGAGUGUUUUAAGAUGUCAAAGAAUAACAAUAAUGGCAAUAGUAAUGAUCACUCAUCAGGAUGUUGUCCAUUAGAUAGAACCCCUAUUGAUAGUGCAAAUGGUAAUGAUUUAUUUCCAACACCAUUGUUGAUAAUUAAUUUAAUAGAUGAUUUAAAAGUUUAUUGUAUGAACCAUGAAAGAGGAUGUGAAUGGAUAGGUAGUAGAUGGGAGUUGGAACACCAUGUCCUGAUUGAUUGUGGAUAUACAGGGGUAGUAUGUAAUGGUCGUCGAUUCAAGAAAAAGCUACAAGAAGAAGUAGAUGAGAAUGAACAUGUUGAAGAAGAAGAUUAUAAAGUCGAUGAAAAACAAGAAGAAACUGAACGCUGUAAUCUAUUAGUUGAAAGAAGGUAUUUAUCUGAAGAUAGUGAGGAAUGCAUUCACAAGAUAUUUGAAUGUAAAUUUUGUAAUCUGAAAAUAACUAAGAUUACUGAAGACCAACACUUAAAAGAAGAAUGCUUAUUUAAUUACCAAACAUGUGAAUUAUGUUUGAAUGAUUUAAUUCCACUAAAGAAUUUAAAGAAACAUGAAGAGAAUUGUUCUAAAAUUGGACAUUUGAAAUGUCCAGCUCAUGAAAUUGGAUGUAAAUGGAUUGGGAAUAAUCAGACAGCUUUGGAGAUUCAUUUACAAGAUAAUAAUUGUCAAUUAAAUCAAUUAUUACCAUCGAUGCAAAAAUUAAAUGAUAAAAUUGACUCAUUAACCAAUGAGAACAAUUAUUUACAGAAACAAAUCAACAAGAUACUAGAUUCAAUUAUUCAAGGUAAGAUAACGAAUCUAGGAUAUAACGAAACAAUCGAAGAAAUCAAUAAAUUUAGUAUUGAAGAUCAAGAUAAAUUGAUUUAUUUAAAUUUUGAAAUAGAUCGAUUAAAGUACGAAAUUAAUGACAAAAUAAUUCCAUUCAUAAAUAAUACUAAGAAUCUCGCCUCUUCAGAGAGAGAAACUGCUCUAACGAAUUUAAUUAAUGAUUCAUUUAUUAUGAAAGAAGAUCUUAAUUUACAAAGGGUAUUAAUUAAUAGUUUAAGAAAACAAUUACAAUUUUUAUUGUUUACGAGAAAUGGUACUAGAAUAGGAGGUAGUAUGGUUGGACCAGGAAAUAAUGGUAAUGGUGGAUUACACAGUAUGGAUGAUUUAGGUAAUGAGUUGUAUGACAUAUCAUCAAGAAGUAGUUCUGAUGAAAGAUUAAGCUUAAAUUUAAAAUUAUAACGUAAUAUAGAUUAAUGAAUGCACAUGUAUUAUAUCAUAAGAUGAUAAUUACUGCAAAAACUAUUAAAGCUGUAAA